AUGGCGUACGUCUACCCAUUGCCAGCUAGUCUGAGGAGGCCUCUAGUGAGGCUAGUGUUUCAGUUCAUGUGGGGUGGCAGACUCGAGCGUGUCGCGAGGGUUCGCAUGCUCUGUCCCAUCGGGGAGGGAGGUAGGGGGGUACCACAUUUCCCCCUCAAGCUGGACUCGAUUUUUGUUUUCUUUUUUGUUGACAGAGCUGGCUCAUCCGGUGAUACACCUGUCUGGUUACUUCCUGCGGGUGUUCUUCUCUUACCAGGCGAGAAGCGUAAUGGUGUGGUCUAACACGGGUCCUCGCGCGGAACAGCUGCCGUGGCACUUUGGCUAUGCGGCCAAGUGGCUGCGUGCGCACCCCGAGGUUGAAGUUGCCAGAGUAGGUUUAGAUCACAGGCACCUGUACGAGGAGGUGAGACAGGGAGGGUGUCCAGGGCCCGUAGUGGGUAUCCCGGAUGGGGUCUGGGAAGGAGUGCAGGUGCGUGGUCUGGACAACGGGCUCAAGGACCUGAAUUGGUUGAGCCUCCAUAAGUGCUUGCCCGUGCGUUCCAAGACCAACUUGUGGCGGGGAGGAGACAUUGCGCCAUGUUUUUCGGGGCUGUGCUUUCGCCAGGGUGGUAUGGGCUAG
Coregonus sp. 'balchen' is the source of this 619-nucleotide messenger RNA. Lineage: Eukaryota; Metazoa; Chordata; Actinopteri; Salmoniformes; Salmonidae. The record is from the annotation of a GenBank genome assembly.